Molecule: messenger RNA, 957 nt
Organism: Talaromyces marneffei
Lineage: Eukaryota; Fungi; Ascomycota; Eurotiomycetes; Eurotiales; Trichocomaceae
Exons: 3
Coding region: 1-957 (318 amino acids)
Source: RefSeq, a predicted model, not a curated record
AUGGACAGCGAGACAUUCCAUUAUUUCCCGCAACUGCCACCAGAAAUACGCCGUAUGAUCUGGGAGCUCUGUCUACCCUAUCGUGUGGCACAAGUCGAUCCUUGUGAUACCUUUUUUGACGGGAGAAAACCCGAACAAGUCUGCGAUGUCGAGCGCGUCACGAUUGAAAAUGCCAAGCAACCUGUCAUAGCAUUCGUCAACUAUGAAUCUCGUCGGGUUGCGCUGGAACAUGGACUCUGGUUUCGAGAGAAUGAUACAAUAAUCCCAGUCAUAAAGUCGAUCUGGGUGCAACCCCGGCGGGAUGUGCUGCACCUCAAUUGGACCUCGGAGCGUGGCUAUUCUUGGUAUCGAUUCGAAUACAGCGGCGACCGUAACGAUUUGAUCCACUGGCUUCUGGAUUGGAUGGAAAGAAUUCCUAUGGAACGAGGCUCUAUCGUAGCAGAGUUGAUUCAUCCAUUCAAAUUACACGCACUGUUAGACGGCGCUGAUGAUUCUAAGGCGUCGGAAAGUCCAAUCGCCAAAUAUCAAGCGCAGAAUAAUUUUACAAUAUCCACGAUAUCACACUAUACUUUAUUUUGUCCAGGACAUCAAAUCCGCCUUGAUGUUGUCAUGGCAGCUAUUUCUCUACACAUCACCAAGGAAUCAGCUUUGCGAAAAUAUGAAGCAAUAUACAGGGAACACGUUAUAGACAAGGAACCAAAGGUUCAAAAGAUCUUUGAAAUGCUUAUGAGUCCUCGAUUUCAGGCAGCCGUGAAAGCCUGGAAACGACAGGUCGAAUGGCUCAUGAUUGCAAGCUUGGCGUGGUAUGCAUCAACCGACGAGAUGACCCAACCAUGGCGUUACAAGAUGGAUUUGGAACCAGAUGAUCUCAUGAGCGUUUGGCCAUCCAUGGGUCAAGGAAGCAAUGGCGAUAAUGGCUAUACUCCGGCCCCGAAUAAUGGUGCAUUAUUGUACUAA